AUGUACACAGUAACGCGUAAUGAACUUAGAUAUUUGAAUUAUAGCAUUCCAGUGCCUUCGUAUUCUCCGCCAUCAGUACCUUUGAAUCAAGCCCGACAACCAUCAGCCACUCGAAAUGGCACUCAUCGCAGCCCGGAGGAUCCAAGUCCUUCGUCUAAUAGCAUUGGAAGCCCCAAUUCUACUGGAUCACCGAUCGACACGACUGGUUCAAUCAGCGAUAGUUUCUAUAUAAACAGCGAUGUGAUUUCAUCAACAAAUGGGUCUCAGCUUCAGAUUGCCGAUGAUAACGGUUACACUGAAUCAGAAGUACAGUCAAAGUAUCAACUGCAUAGGAUUGAAGAGGAAUCGGAAAUAAUAGAGGAACGAGGAAUGCGAACUGUGUUUAGCCAAGGUAGCUUAGACAGAGAGCAGAACUAUAUGAUACCUCGAAGUAUCUCAGAACAGGUAACAACGUUUAUCUUCGCGAAGCUUCUAUCUUCAAAGCAAGUCUCUGAACGUUCCUCAGUUUAAAG
This is a messenger RNA of Strongylus vulgaris, 512 nucleotides long. The record is from the annotation of a GenBank genome assembly. NCBI's taxonomy places the organism in Eukaryota, Metazoa, Nematoda, Chromadorea, Rhabditida, Strongylidae.